CUUGAAAAGAGAUAUGUCGUAUUGGGGUAAACGUCAACAGUCCCGUGUUUAUUCCACAUUACAUGUCCCCAAUUAACGCCAGUACGAGUCCCAAAAGAGUUCAAUAAUUUGUAAUCUAUCCUUUUUCGUUGACUGCCGUGAGUUAAUAAAUUAAGUUAUUGAAAGAGAAAGGAUGAAUCGAAGUGACGGAUUGGUACAGAGGCGUAGAGUUGUUAACAGCAAUAGUGGUAAUGGAUUGGGACAGGAAGGUGGAACACCUGAUCAAAGUGGUGGCUACAAUGAUCAAUCAUCGGGAUACGGUGGUGACAAUGACAGUAAUUCGCUGAAGGACCUCAAUUCAAAUCCAACCGUCGAUGAAGAUUCAGACAAAGAGACACGACUGACACUCAUGGAGGAGGUACUUCUGCUUGGACUCAAAGAUAAAGAGGGCUACACAUCCUUUUGGAAUGACUGCAUAAGCUCGGGCCUCAGGGGCUGUAUCCUAGCUGAACUCGGCUUGAGAGGACGAGUUGAGCUGGAAAAGGCUGGUAUGCGUAAGAGGGGUCUCCUUUCACGUAAAUUAUUGGUCAAGAGUGAUGCACCAACUGGCGAUGUUCUUCUCGAUGAAGCACUCAAACACCUGAAGGAAUAUGAUCCACCAGAACCUGUUCAGAGUUGGAUCGAGUAUCUCAGUGGGGAAACAUGGAAUCCACUGAAGCUACGGUACCAGUUGAAAAACGUUAGGGAGAGAUUAGCUAAGAAUUUAGUUGAGAAGGGAGUUCUCACGACUGAAAAACAGAACUUCCUGCUGUUUGAUAUGACCACACAUCCGCUGACAGAUAAUUUGGCGAAGACGCGUCUCGUUAAAAAGAUACAAGAGGCUGUUCUUUGUCGUUGGGUUAACGAUGCCGGUCGAAUGGACAGAAGAACACUAGCACUUGUUAUAUUAGCAUACGCUGCUGAUGUAUUAGAGAAUGCAUUCGCACCACUGUCAGACGAUGAUUACGAAGUGGCAAUGCGUCGAGUAAGGACACUGUUGGAUCUUGACUUUGAAGCUGAAGCUGCCAAGCCAAAUGCGAAUCCCGUAUUAUGGGCUGUCUUUGCUGCAUUCAAUAAGUAGCAAUGGGAAGACAUAAAGAGUAUUCACAAGUGUGACAGUGAGUGUGUCAGUUUACGUGUACAAUCGUCCAUUAAUAUCAUAUCCCAGACCAAGUCGUUGAUGUUCUGAUGUAACAGAUCGUAACGGAAUCAUUUCGAAAGAUUAAAAUGUGCCAUUACAAUCGUGAAAACAUGAAUUACGGUAGAAUAUUGAUCAUUCCUCUGGGGCUCUGCGAUUUUUGUGAGCAUGGAGAGAAGCGAGGAGAAGAGAUUUGAGUUUAAAUCAAAUUCUCUGGGUGGUAGUGAAGCAGUUGACUCUUUCUUUGAUGCGUCAAUGCUGCGGACGGAAUGAUCAGAGGAAAAUAAAGAUUUUUGCAAUAAUUAAAAUAUACGAGAAGAGCUAUGAACACAUUCUCAGAGUUUCAUAAUUUGUAGAAUUUUUUCACUUCGACAUAUUUCUUUUUUGUUUCCAUUUCUAUUUCAUCGAAAGGCACCAAUAUCGUAUAAAUCUCUCGCCUAGUGGCGAAUGAAAAUUCGGAAUGAUUGAAAUAUACUGCCACUUUGACAUUCUCAUCAGUACUGUUGUUGUGGCAAAACAACAAUACUGGAGGGGGUAUGUUAACGGAAUGAUUGUAAUCCUACAAUUUGUCACGUAUUAACAUUUUAUGUGUUAUCGACGCUUCGUGAGCAUGUCAUUACACCAAAUGAGUUUUUAUGUACUGGGUGUCCCAAAACUCCUCAAUUCCCAAAUCUCUCUCGGAAUGAAAGACGGUGGAAUUCUGAGGCGAAUGUUCCCCUUCGACUUUUGUCCCGGGCGUCAGUUAUCGGGUCUCUAAUUAGUGAACUUGAAAAAUGACGGCAGAGGCCAGAUUUGCAUUGGGGUAGCAACUGGGGGACAGGAACGAAAACAAACGAGGAGAGGGGAGGGUUCCUCUGAUGUGGAUACCAGAACCUUUGACUCAAUCCGAUUUCCCUGAAGGUCAGAACCGAACCCCUCUCCCCUCCCCAUUUCCGCCACUUCUUCAGUACUAUUGAAUUUGCACUGUUAUGCAAAUAAUUUAGAUCAUAAAGUUGACUCCAACCGAAGUGCUGCUGAAUUUGUAAGAAAAUGACCCCCCAGUGGCUACGCCGUAAUGAAUCAAGUUCAGCACCGCUACAAUUUGUCAGCUUCAUUUAUAACUCAUUAACUAAGCCCCGGAGCUAGAAAACGAAUCGGAAAUUUCAACUUAGAGUGUCACUGUCCUUCAUUCCACGAGAGAUAACACGGGAGUUUUGGAAGACCAAGUAUUGUAGGUUGGACGUACUGAUAACAUUUGAGAACAAACAUUUUCUCUUUCGAUUCAGAAUUUACGGGACGUACGUGAGUGUCAUUGUUAAUGAUGCAUGUUUCCUUUUCAUUAUAUUUCUGAUUUAUUACCAUUCCAGUAAAUUAAUGGGGGGGAGAAUAUUAUAUGCAAUGCAUGGAGCAUCUAUGCACUAUUCAGCCUCUCACUUGGUUUUUAUUUCGAAAUAUUGCAUUCAUUAAUGGUGACACUCACGUAAUUGCACACAUGGUGCAAUUCAAUAAAAAUACCAAUUUGAAGAUAUAAUAAUCAUAGACGGAGUUGUGAGUAUGACUCGCGCUAAUGUGGGUAACGAAAAUCUGAAAUCCUUCGCUAAGGAUCGAACGAAGUUUCGUGAUGUUUAUGAGUUCUGUUGUAUAAAGGCAUGUGACGUAAAUGAUUUUGAAUUCACUGUACCGCGAGUAAACGGAAUAAUUGAAUUCAAGAAUUUAAUCAUUGAGGGUUAGAAUAUUUUAUAUUUUACUGUUCUUUUCGGUUUUAAUGUCAAUUAGUUUUUUUUCUCGUUUGGGAUCAUGAUUAUUUGAGAAUUAAUUACAGAAAGAGGAACAACUGUUUCCUGAUUAUUUUUAAAUUAUAAAAAAUAUAGUUGACUGUACAGUUAUAGAGAGAAGAUAUUACCAUGUAUUUACAUUCAAUAGUUACUUAAUAUCGAUCAUCAUUAGAAAUUGUAUUACAAUUAAGGGAAAUUAAAUAAAUACAAUUAAAUCAG
This is a messenger RNA of Diachasma alloeum, 3129 nucleotides long. It is a transcript of the gene sau, whose product is annotated as Golgi phosphoprotein 3 homolog sauron. The record is from RefSeq and is a predicted model, not a curated record. Gene Ontology annotation, cellular component: trans-Golgi network; cytosol; Golgi cisterna. The coding region runs from base 173 to 1099 and encodes 308 amino acids. The transcript has 5 exons. Lineage: Eukaryota; Metazoa; Arthropoda; Insecta; Hymenoptera; Braconidae. Gene Ontology annotation, molecular function: phosphatidylinositol-4-phosphate binding. Gene Ontology annotation, biological process: Golgi organization; Golgi vesicle budding; Golgi to plasma membrane protein transport.